CCUCUUCCCACAUACUAACUACAUAUACAUAUUUGUUUCUCUCAUGUGAUGUGAAAAAGUACUGAAGAACUGAUAAAAGUGUAUCGUGAUCGAAAUUUCAUCUAAUUACAUCUAUUAUUCGAUUAUUAAUUAAAAUUCGACAUUAAAAUCAUGAGUGGAAGUCAGCCAAAGAGUACCUUCAAUUCGGAUACCGAAGUCCAUAUAACCUACGAUGAUCAACAACGUAUCAAUCAGUUCGCCAGGUUGAACGCUAAAUACGAAGAUUUCAAAGAAGAUAUCCAAAUCAAAAAGAACGAUGUACAGAAUUUAGAAGACGCCGUAAACGAAUUAAUGUUAUGCGACGACGAUGAACAAAUCAUGUACAAAGAAGGAGAAAUAUUCCUCUACAAAUCCGUCUCUAAUGCUCAGAAUAGUUUAGAAGAUUACAAAACAGAAUUGCAAAACAUGACUCAGAAUAUUGAAAAAGAAAUAGUCAGUUUGAAGGAACAGAUCGAAACAUUGAAAGCUCACCUUUACGCGAAAUUCGGCAGUAAUAUUCAUUUGGAAAAUGAUGAAGAGUAAUUUAUACGUCGUGAUUUUUCGGCAUUACUUUUGUAUUCUUUUAUAUUAUCGUCUUGUUGUGGAAUCGUAACUAUUGUAACCUUUAGAUUAAAAAUGAAGCUAAUUAAUUUCA
Messenger RNA from Planococcus citri (citrus mealybug), 673 nucleotides. It is a transcript of the gene Pfdn4, whose product is annotated as prefoldin subunit 4. The transcript has 4 exons. Gene Ontology annotation, cellular component: prefoldin complex; cytoplasm. Lineage: Eukaryota; Metazoa; Arthropoda; Insecta; Hemiptera; Pseudococcidae. Gene Ontology annotation, biological process: protein folding. The record is from RefSeq and is a predicted model, not a curated record. Bases 151 to 561 code for a protein of 136 amino acids.